AUGAUGGCUGGCCAACGAAGAGAAUUAGAACGUAUGGAAACAGCAAAGAAAAGUAUGCAAUCAACUCAAAGUAAACUUAAAGAGAGAGAACAAGAAUUAGCUGAUGCAAAAAAACAAUUAUCAUCUUCGGGAAGUGGAGGAAAUAAAGGCAAUUUAGAGAUGGCAUUAGCAUCAGCUACACGUGAUCUAGCUGAAGUGAAAACACAUGAAGCUGAUCUGACAAAAGAACUAAAUGAUUUACGUAGCAAGUUGACAGAGUCAAAAUCAGCUCUUCAGGCGGAUAAUUCAAGAAAUCGUAUGUUGAAUGCUCUACUUGAAGCAAAACGUUCCGGAACAUUGACUGGAAUUCUUGGUAGACUUGGUGAUUUAGGUGCAAUUCCAUCACGUUAUGAUAUUGCAAUUUCAACAGCAUGUGGAGCUUUAGAUCAUAUUGUCACAGAUACCAUGGAUACAGCUCAAAAAGCGGUGAAUUUUCUGAAACAAAAUAAUCUAGGACAAACUACUUUUAUAGCUCUGGAUAAAAUGAAAAAAUGGGCGGAAAAAUCUUCAGUUCCAUUUAAUAUGCCUAAAGUAUCAUUUCAAGUGGAACGUUUAUACGAUUUAAUUCAAACAGUUGAUUCCAAUGUGAAACCAGCAUUUUAUUUCGCUUUAAGAGAUACUUUAGUAACAGAAAAUUUAAAUGCAGCUACAAAAGUUGCUUUUGGUCAACAACAACGUUAUCGCGUUGUUACUCUUCAGGGACAAGUUAUUGAAGUAUCUGGUGCAAUGUCAGGUGGUGGAGGUCGUCCACUUUCAGGUAGAAUAAUGGCAGAUAUUGUACAAGUGAAAAAACUUCAUGAAGCCAAUUAUAGUUGCGAAUCUAGACACAAACGACUAUCAACCGAUAGUUCCAAAGAAACAAGCGAUCUAUCUGCAUUAGAACGUCAAUUAACUCAAGGGGAUGCUGAACUUGGUCGUUUACGUGACACUCGAUCACGUUUGGAAGAAAUGAUUGUACGUAUGACUCGUCAACGUGAUGAAUCCGAGCGUACAAUUAAACGGUGUGAAAAUGAAUGUGUUCACUUACGUGUUGAAUUGAAAGCAUUAACAGAUGAAGUUAAACAAUCUGAAGAACGUGUCAAAUCAAUAGGACCAUCCGAUAUUGAACGUAAAAAAUUUGAAAAACAAUUAGAAAAACUUGAACAUUUAACACAACAAAAAUGUUCGAUUGCCGCGAAAAAACGUGAAGAAUUAGAAAUUUUAAAAAAUCAAUUAUUAAAUUUUGGUUCAGAUCGACUAGCUACUGUAAGAACUCGUCUUGAUAUUAUGGAAAAGAAAAUAAAAGAUACAAAUGAUGAAUUAACUAAAUUAGAAGUUAGUUUAAAAACGGUUACACGUAAUCAACAAAAAUCUAUGGAUAAAUUAAAAAAUAUGGAAAAUGAAGCAGAAUUAUUAAAAACAAAAUUAAUGAAUAUUGAUAAUAAAUUAAAACAAUUAGAAGAUGAUGCACGUGCUUGUAUGUUAGAUUAUCAAAAUAUUCAAAAUGAAGUUGAAGAAUUACAAAAACUUAAAGAAAAGUGUCAAACUGAAUUAACUGAAGCAGAAAAUGCUUUAGCAACGGUACAAAAGGCUGAAAAUUCAUCUCGUCGUUUAAUUACUCAAUUUGAAAGUGAAUUAACUCAAGCUACAACCAAUGCUCGUCAUUGGGAACGUGAACUUAGAGGUCUUCGAUUACAUCGUAUUGACGAUGAUGAUGAUGAAGAAGAAGAAGAAAAAGGAAAAGAGGGAUUAGAGGUUGUAAUAGGGGAGGAAAAUGUAACAGUAUCAUCAAUUUCUCAAGAUGUUUCUCAAUCGAUUGUUAGAGAUUCACCAGUUCAUUUGAAUGAUGAAAAAUCACCAACCUUACAACUGAAUGAACAACAACGAAUCAAUAGAAAAGCUGAUCGUGAAACUAAGAAUCUUCCGAAAUUCACAGAUGAGGAAUUGCAAAAUCUUCAUGCUGAUCUAAAUGAAAUGAAACACUUGGAAGAGCGUAUAACUGCAAUGGCACCUAAUAUGGCCUCUAUAGAAGAAUAUCGUCGUAAAGCAGAAAAUUAUUUAACACGUGUCAGUGAAUUAAAUCAUAUCACUAAUAUAUUAGGUGAACAACGUAAACAUAUGGAAGAUGCUAAAUCAAAAAGAUUAAGUGAAUUUCUCGAUGGUUUUCAUGCUAUUACAAAUAAAUUAAAAGAAAUGUAUCAAAUGAUUACACAAGGUGGAGAUGCAGAAUUAGAAUUAAUCGAUUCACUUGAUCCAUUCUCUGAAGGUAUUGUAUUUAGUGUACGUCCACCAAAGAAAUCUUGGAAAAAUAUUGCUAAUUUAUCUGGUGGUGAAAAAACUUUAUCUAGUUUAGCAUUAGUAUUUGCAUUACAUCAUUAUAAACCAACACCAUUAUAUGUAAUGGAUGAAAUUGAUGCAGCAUUAGAUUUUAAAAAUGUUUCAAUUGUUGGUAAUUAUCUUAAAGAACGUACAAAAAAUGCUCAAUUCAUUGUAAUUUCAUUAAGAAAUAAUAUGUUUGAAUUAUCGGAUAGAUUAGUUGGUAUAUAUAAAACAUAUAAUAUAACAAAAACAAUUACAUUAGAUCCUUCACCAUUAAUGGAACAUUUACGUAGUUUAGUUAUGCGUGUAGCUACUGCACAUGAGAUUGAUAAACGGAAAACAUUGUUUACAAAUCAGACUAAUGAUAAUAACACUGAGUCUGCUAUGGAAUGUUGA
Molecule: messenger RNA, 2733 nt
Organism: Schistosoma mattheei
Lineage: Eukaryota; Metazoa; Platyhelminthes; Trematoda; Strigeidida; Schistosomatidae
Source: the annotation of a GenBank genome assembly